CUCUAGCAGCGCGCCGGAGGUCCUUCUCCCGAAACCUCUUCCCUUCGUACCACCUCAAUGAACCAUCGCCGCCUCUCGCUCUUCAGUAUCCCUUUUAAUCUCUCCAUCUUCAGGCAAUCUGCCAUCGACGUCUUUCUGUCUUUCCGGAUCCAGGAGUUAAGCAUGCCGACUUUGGACAACGUCAAGUGGAUGGAGUGGUGGCACGCCUAUGCGGCGCUCAACUUCUGCCUCCUGGAAGUAGUGUCUCAUUGGGCAGAGCCGGCAAACGUGGACGAGGGAGACGGGAUCCUCGACGACGAGGUGGAAUUGUUGAUCGCGCAGGCCUCGCGGACCGAUACGGGAGGGGAGCUGAUGGGGAUAUUGUUCGGUAAAGUGGAAGACGAUCAUCUGGUCGCGAUCACGGAUGAACUGCUCGUGUUCUUGACGCGGUUGGUGGAUGAUCUGCCUCUCGAUAUCCUGUCGCGGUGUGACGAGAAACUGGGAACAGACACACUCACCCGUACGCUUGCGCUGCACCUAUUGUGGUCCACGUGUACGGAGAUGGACGAAGAUAAUUGUGUCUAUCCUUCCCAGGGCCUCUACCUGGUGAUCGACGUCACCGAUCUCACGUUGUGGGACCCUUUCAUUUGGCGGGGAAACAUAAAAGAAGCUAGCGAGGAGGAAGAAGAAGCCGAAGAAGAAGAAGAAGAAGAAGAAGAAGAAGAAGAAGAAGAAGAAGAAGAAGAAUCAGACGCCGAGUCGGACGAUCCCGAUUAUCUCGGGAAAGAAGACGUUGAGUCGGAGGACAAAGAGGACGGAUCGGGCGAGUCGGGUGGUUCUGCCGGGCGAGGUAGAGAAGAGGAAGAGGCCGCGACACAAAGGAGGCGAGAAAAGGCAGAGGGUAAGCGUCCGAUCAAGGAGUCGGAAGCGCUGCCACCGCAACUACUGCAGGGCGAUCUGUCGCGAAAUCCAGAGCCGCCGCGGGAGGAGACCGAGGGAGAUGGAGUCGCCACCGCAAAGGGAUCGGGAAGCCGACGUCAUCGAAGAAGUGAAUCGUCGGCUCAAUCCUCUUCACCAUCGCGGACCGCCCUUCGCCCUCGUCGAGAUGCGGGCAAUCGGGCUUCGUCCCCGGUCAUUAUCCCGUCGUCCCCGUUAUUUUCUCACCCUUCACCAGCUCCUAGGCCGACCCCCGUUCUGUGAUAGAUGGUAUCCCUUUCCACCCUCCCUCUUCCAUCAACUAUAUUCCACCCGCUUCCUGAUCAUUGUGUUUCCGCAC
Chara braunii is the source of this 1255-nucleotide messenger RNA. The record is from the annotation of a GenBank genome assembly. NCBI's taxonomy places the organism in Eukaryota, Viridiplantae, Streptophyta, Charophyceae, Charales, Characeae.